This is a messenger RNA of Tetrahymena thermophila SB210, 4392 nucleotides long. Its product is annotated as bowman-birk serine protease inhibitor family protein. The record is from RefSeq and is a predicted model, not a curated record. NCBI's taxonomy places the organism in Eukaryota, Ciliophora, Oligohymenophorea, Hymenostomatida, Tetrahymenidae. The transcript is spliced from 24 exons.
AUGACAAAUAUUAUUUUUAAAAUAUCAAGCCUUGCUGUUCUUUUAACUAUAGUUUUAGGAGAUAUUGUAUUAUUAUAUGAAGAUAUUGUUUAUAAUCUUUCAUCUCUUGGAUGGACUAACUUCAAAACUCUAUCAAGCUUUACAGCUUUGAAGGAAUCAGAAAAUGGUUGCUUAGGUCCUUACGAUAAGUAUACUAAAUCUGCUUAAAAGACUUUUGGAGGUAGUUUUCUUCCACAUUGGAGUAUUAGCUUUGAUCUAUUUGCUUAUUAAAUGGGUGAUUGGGAUAGCAGUGAAUUUGUAAGUGUUAGCUUAGAUGGUGUAGUUGUUGGUACAGCUAAUAAAAUAGGUAGUUGCGAUAUUGAUUAUCAAAAUGGAUUUUAUGUAAAUGAUUAAUUAGUUAUAUUUCAUAUUAACACUACUCAUACAGCUACAUCAGCAGUGAUUAAAGUAUAACAUAAUUUGAAAUACUCUGAUGCUAUUGAAUGGCUUUGCUUUAAUGAUAUUAGGAUGUGGAUUGAUACAUGUGAUGAAACAUGUGCUUCUUGUAAUGGUCCAGCUCCUAAUUAAUGCACAAGCUGCCCUACAGGCGCAACUUUGAAUGCAGGUAAAUGUACUUGCCCUGCAGGUUAAUAUGGCUCUAAUUAUUAAUGUGUAACCUGUCCAGCUGGGACUUGGGCUGACUCUAAUUUAAAUAAAUGCGUUCCUGCAUGUAUUGCUGGGUAAAAUUCUUGUAGUGUAUGUAAAGAUUAAAGAUCAUGCGAUUAAUGCAGUGGAGGAAAAGUAAGUUACAAAGGUGAUUGCAUAAAUAGCUGUCCCUUUUUUUAUGAUUCAAGUGCUGGUACUUGUUAACCGCUUGAAAAAAGCUUUCCGAGAGGACAAACUAUUUAUUAGGGCUUAGAUGGAAUUAUUGAUUAAACUAGUGCAGCUCCGUUUACUUUUAGCUUUACGAAACACCAUAAUCCUAAUUAGAAUUUCUAUGUUUGCAGUAAUGGUGUUAGGAUGCUUGGAGGCUUUGAUGUAACUGGAUCUGGUAAUUUUAUCUAUUAUAAAUCUGGAACAAUUCCAUAUCAUUGGAAACUUAGAAUUAAAGUAAAAGUAAUUUACCUAGAUUCAUGGGAUAGUGAAUAUUUCUACUUGAAAGUUGAUGGGAAAGCAGUUAUAUCUGAUAGAAAAGAUGCAUCCGAUUUUUCAGUUAAUUUUUGUGGAGGAGCAAACAAAGGUUGGAAAGAUUAGAUAGUUGAAUAUGAUACAACUAUAAAUCACAGUGGAACUUCAUUCAUUUUAGGAUUUGAAACUAAUUUAGAUGAAAGUGUAACAAACGAAUCCUUCGGAAUUUCCAAUUUGAUAGCUGUAAUUGAUUUGUGUCCAAACUAAUUAUGCACAACGUGUACUGAUAAGAUUUGUUUAACAUGUGUAAAUGGUGCAUUUUUAGAUAGUACAAGUAUCUGCGUAACAACAUGCCCAGACGGAACUUUUGGAAAUAUUUAAACUGGAAAAUGUGAAAAAUGUAGUCCUGUAUGUUUAACUUGUAAAGACUCUCCUAAAAAUUGUACAGCUUGCUAACCUGCCAGAGGGCCUAAAGCUGUUCUUCCAGAUUGUGCUUGCUAGUCAAACGAGUAUGAAAACCCUCCAGAUCCAACUUGCAAAUAAUGCUCAUAUAAAUGCUUAACAUGUACUUCAAUUGUUUCAAAUUGUACUACUUGUGCUGCUAAUAGACCUAAAACUCCCUCCUGCAAUUGUGGCGAUGGAACUUUUGAAUAAGAUAAUUAAAACCCUGUAUGUGGAAUAUGCGAUAAAAAAUGUUCGACUUGUUUUGGAAAAGCAGAUAAUUGCUUAACAUGUAAAGGAAAUAGAAUUAAAGCUCCUAAAUGCAUAUGCCCAGAAGGUACAUUCGAUGAUGGAGUCAGUUUAAAUUGCAUUCCAUGUAAUCCAAAGUGCAGAACUUGUUCAGGGAAUCCAGAUAAUUGCACUUCUUGUAGUUCAAAUAGAGCCAUGCCUGAUUGUACCUGUCCUGCAGAUAAAUAUGAUGAUGGUUCUCCAGUUUGCAAAGUUUGUUCUUACUAAUGUGCUACUUGUGCUGGAAGUGCCAAUAAUUGUACCUCUUGUGCUGGAAAUAGAUUACCUCAAACUCCUUAAUGUCCUUGUCCCUCCAAUUAUAAUGAUGCUGGAUAUGCUAAUUGUGUUAUUUGUGAUCCAAAAUGUAAUACAUGCUCUACAGAUUCUAAAAAUUGUGUAACUUGUGCAGCUAAUAGAACAUAAAAUCCACCUUUUUGUACUUGCCCUACUGGAACCUAUGAAAAUGACAAAGCUAAUUGUCCAUCAUGUAAUUACAAAUGUAGUAGCUGUGAUAAAGCUGAUAAUAAUUGCACAUAAUGCUCACAUGACACUCGUACUAAUGCUCCUACUUGUGAUUGUAAGGAUGGGUAUUUUGAUAAAGGUACAAUAGAUUGCGGAGUCUGCCCUAAAAAGUGUAUUAAAUGCAAAUCUCAGACUGAAUGCACAAUUUGCUCAACAAAUAGAUCAAACCCACCUUAGUGCAGCUGCAACGAUGGAUUUUACGAAGACUCAAACAGAGAAUGCAGAGCAUGUCACCCUAAUUGUACUAGAUGUACUGGGCCUGGACCAAACUAAUGUCAAACAUGUGCAGGUAACAGAAUAGAUUUCCCAACUUGUAAAUGCCCAUUAGGCACAUACGAUGAUGGAAAUCCUACUUGCCCUAAAUGCAAUUCUGCAUGUUCAUCUUGCUCAGGCCCAUCAGUUAAUGAUUGUACAUCUUGUUCUGGAAAUAAAAUAUAUGAUUCUUCUUCAAAUAAAUGUGUUUGCCCAAAAAACACUUAUGAUUUAGGAAUUGGAUAUUUCUGUGCAUAAUGUAACAUUUUCUGCGAUGGAUGUUAAGGAAGCCCAAAUAAUUGCAUAAAAUGUGCUGGAGGCCGCAUAGGCUUCCCUUCUUGCAAUUAAUGUCCAGAUGGAACAUUUGAUAAUGGAGGUCUUACAUGCUCUAAAUGCAAUACUAAUGUAUGUUCAACAUGCUCAUAAUCUGCUUCUAAUUGUACAUCUUGUGCUCCAGGUAGAAUUAAUCCUCCUCAAUGCACAUGUAAAUCAGGUACAUUUGAUAAUGGAAUAAGUUGUGAAACUUGUGAUCCAAUAUGCAACUCUUGUGAUAAAUCAAAGUAAAACUGUACUCUAUGUAUUGCAGGACGAAGUGGGGCUCCUUAUUGUGGAUGUAAUGAGGGGACUUAUGACGAUGGAGUUAAUGUAGCUUGUUAAAAAUGCCCUAACUAAUGUUAGACUUGCUCUGGAUCUAACUCUUGCACAUAAUGUAGAGGUGAUAGAAUUAACUUGCCUAGUUGUUAGUGUCCUUAUGGAAAAUUUGAUGAUGGUGUAAGUGAAAUGUGCAGAGACUGCAAUCCAAAAUGUGGAUCUUGUUAAGGAACAAGCGAUAAUUGCACUGCAUGCAAAGCAAAUAGAGUUAAUUUUCCUAAAUGUGAAUGUCCUGAUGGUUUUUAUGAGACAGAAGAUUUUAUUUGUGCUCCAUGCGAUAAAAAAUGUGGAUCUUGCUCUGGAUCAUCUACCAACUGUCUGAUAUGUUCAGGGAAAAAAAUAAAUCCACCAGUUUGUUAAUGCCCUAAUUAAACCUAUUAUGAUUUAGUUUUAAAAGAUUGUUCACGCUGUUUCCCUACAUGUUAUACCUGCACUGGCAAAUUCCCGAAUUAAUGUCUGUUAUGUUUACCUGGUUUUAUCAUGAGAGAUGGAAUGUGUUAGGGUGAAGUGGGCACCUAUGUUGAUUAUGAAUCUAAUUAAAUAAAAAACUGUAAUUUUACAUGUUAAGAAUGUGAGAGUAAAUAAGAUAGAUGCAUUAAAUGUGAUAGUUCAAAGAAAAGAAUAUUAUUAAAUAAUUCUUGUAUUUGUAUAGAAGGAUAUACUGAAAAUGAACUUAAAUAAUGCAUUCCAACCGUUAACCCUGUUCAAAGCAAGUGCAUUUUACCAAAUGUUGGAUUUGGUAUUUAUUAAGAUUAAUCAUGUGAAUGCCCAGAUGGAAAGUUCCUUAUUGAAAGCUCUGGAAGAUGUGCAGCUUGCCCUUCAAAUUAUUGUAAAACUUGCAAUGCUUCAUCUUGCAUAACAUGCCAAGAUGGUUAUGAGUUAAAUGCUAAGGGAUUUUGCUUUAAAAGAGUUACAGACUAAUCAGCAUAAAUUGUGCUAUUAAUUUUCUGCGGUUUAGCUUUAAGUUUUGUUUGUAGUGCAGGCUUAGUUUACUUUUUAAGGGGAUAAUAUAAAUUCUUUAAAAUUAAAGUAAUUCCAUAAGCAUCUAAAAAUAAUACUAGUACUGUUUUAGAGGCAAGUACUCUAAAACUUCAAGAAUAAUAAUCGUUAUCAAUCAUUAAUAACAUAUGA